Closterium sp. Naga37s-1 is the source of this 2091-nucleotide messenger RNA. The record is from the annotation of a GenBank genome assembly. NCBI's taxonomy places the organism in Eukaryota, Viridiplantae, Streptophyta, Zygnematophyceae, Desmidiales, Closteriaceae.
AUGGCGGAUCACCCCGAGGACGAGGAGUUGGAAUUAACAUACGAAGUCGAAGAUGACGGAGACGCGUUAAAAGCAGGAGAAGGCGAAGCUCAUAACGAGGACGAAGAGCGGAAAGGUAGUGCUGGCGGCGGAGCAGCCGGAAGCGGCGGCAACGGCGACGGCGAGAACGUUAGUGGCGGCGGCAGCGGAGGCGACAGCGGUGAUGGCGGAGACCGAGGAGGCCAGGGGGGAGUUGAAGGGGCGAUCGCGCACAACGCGCAACCGGGAGGUAAUGCGCAAGAGCCGGCGGGGCAAGGGGGAAGCGUAGGCGGAACCUCAGGCGCGGACGGGAGUUCCUCCCAGGCGCAUCGUCCCGCGCAGGGCAUGGCGGGGCAAGCAGCAAGCGGAGGCGGAAACUCCGGCACGCAGCAGCAGCACGGCGGGGGAAUGGGUGGAAAACCUGGGCAGAUGGCGCAAGGGGAAGGGCAGGGGGGUGGAGGGUUUCAGGGUCAAGGGGGAAUGGGUGGGAUGGGGCAAGGCGGGAUGGGGCAAGGUGGGAUGGGGCAGGGCGGAAUGGGGCCUGGCGGAGGGGGAAUGGGGGCCAUGGGCGCAGGAAUGGGUGGGGGGCAAGUUGGACCCGGCGGAAUGGGCUCAGGCGGAAUGGGGCAGGGGGGAGGCGGAAUGGGACAAGGUGGAGGCGGAAUGGGGCAGGGGGGAAUGGGAAUGGGUCCUGGCGGAGGAGGAGGCGGCGGAGGCGGCGGCGGGGGAGGCAUGGGCGGAGGGGGAGGCGGAGGGGGAGGGGGGUUUGAGGGGUUGGCGGUGUUUGUGGGGGACCUGCACUGGUGGACGACAGACGCGGACAUAGAGGCGGGGGCGUCUGAGUUCGGCAAAGUGGUGGGGGUGAAGUUCUUUGAAGAAAAAGCCACUGGGCGGUCUAAGGGGUACUGUCAGGUUGAUUUCGCAGAUGCAGCAGCGGCACGUGCUUGUAAAGAGAACAUGGCUGGGCGGCUCUUCAAUGGCCGCCCCUGUAUAGUCACACCUGCCACCCCCCAAACCCUAAGGCACCUUGCUAUGGCUUCCGCCCAACCUGGCCCCCACAUGGGCCCCAUGGGGGGAGGUCCCGGGGGGAUGGGGGGAGGAAUGGGCGGAAUGGGGGGAGGCAUGGGCGGUGGCAUGGGGGGGAUGGGCGGGCCGGGGGGGAUGGGGGGAAUGGGGCCUAUGGGUGGAGGAAGAGGAGGUGGGGGUGGGGGGAUGGGGAACUUUCCUGGAAGGGGUGGAGGGCCGAUGGGGGGCCCGAUGGGAAUGGGGGGAAUGGGGCCAGGUAUGGGGGGUAUGGGGGGAGGGAUGGGGGGAGGUAUGGGAGGAGGAAUGGGGGGAGGAAUGGGGGGAGGAAUGGGAGGAGGGAUGGGAGGGGGGAUGGGAGGGGGGAUGGGGGGAGGGAUGGGGGGGGGUAUGGUGGGUCCCAUGGGUGGUAUGGGCAUGGGAGGGGGGAUGGGGGCAGGAGGGGGCCCAAUGGGUGGGGGAGGGCCAAUGGGGGGAGGAAUGGGAGGAGGCAUGGGAGGAGGCAUGGGGGGAGGCAUGGGGGGAGGCAUGGGGGGAAGCAUGGGGGGAGGCAUGGGCGGAGCGGGCCCUAUGGGGGGAGGUUCUGGGCCAGGGAGAGGCUUUGGGCGCGGGGGCAUGAUGCCUGGGCGGGGCAUGGGGAUGGGGGGAAGAGGAGGGGUAGAUGGGGGAAGAGGGGGGAGAGGCGGGGCAGGUGGGGACUGGGGUGGAGGAAUGGGGGGAGGAGGGGGCAUGGGAAGAGGGGGAGGGGGAAGGGGAGCUGGUACAGGGGGAAUGCCCUUCCCCGGAGGCCCCCCUAUGGGGGGAGGUGGGGGGUUCGACCCAUCAAUUGGCCCUGGGGGAAUGGGGGCAGGAGGGGGGACUGUGGCAGGGGGAGGGGGAGGAGGGGGAAGAGGUUUUGUUGGUCCGCCAGGGGGAGGGGGGGGCUUCCCCAGGGGAGGCCCUGGUGCCACAGGAAGCGGGGAUUAUUUCGAAGGGGAGGGAGGUGCCAGCUCGCACAGAGGAGGGGGUGGGAAAAGAGGCGAGAAUGCGGAGGAAGGAGGGAAUGAAUAA